AACGCUCGACGGGGCUAGUACCAGGAAGCGCUGUGGGGAGAGGAGCGGAGUUGAGACUGAAGCCAGGAUGGUGGCGUCCUCGUCCUUGCUGAAGCUUCGGGAUCUAAUCCAGGAGAUUCGUGAGGCCAAGACCCAGGCCCAGGAGCGGGAGGUGAUCCAAAAGGAGUGCGCCCACAUCCGGGCCUCCUUCCGCGAUGGGGACCCUCUGCACAGGCACCGCCAGCUGGCCAAACUGCUCUACGUCCACCUGUUAGGCUACCCCGCCCACUUUGGACAGAUGGAGUGCCUGAAACUGAUCGCCUCCCCCAGGUUCACAGACAAGAGGGUGGGCUACCUGGGGGCCAUGCUUCUACUGGAUGAGAGGCAGGAUGCCCACCUGCUCAUUACCAACAGCAUCAAGAAUGACCUGAGCCAAGGGAUUCAGGCUGUACAAGGCCUGGCCCUGUGCACUCUGAGUGCCACGGGCUCUGCUGAGAUGUGCCGGGACUUGGCCACUGAGGUGGAGAAACUGCUCCUGCAGCCUAGUGCCUAUGUGCGCAAGAAGGCUGUUCUGACUGCAGUGCACAUGAUCCGGAAGGUCCCUGAGCUCUCCAACAUCUUCCUCCCACCCUGUGCCCAACUGCUUCAUGAACACCACCACGGCAUCCUGCUGGGCACCAUCACGCUGAUCACGGAACUCUGCGAACGAAGCCCUGCGGCCCUCAAGCACUUUCGAAAGAUGGUGCCCCAGCUGGUGCACAUCCUCCGGACUCUGGUGACGUCGGGAUACUCCACAGAACACAGCAUAUCUGGAGUCAGCGACCCCUUCCUGCAGGUCCAGAUACUUCGUCUGCUUCGGAUUCUGGGCCGGAACCACGAGGAGAGCAGUGAGACCAUGAAUGACUUGCUGGCCCAGGUAGCCACGAACACAGACACCAGCCGAAAUGCGGGCAACGCGGUCCUGUUUGAGACGGUGCUCACCAUCAUGGACAUUCGCUCUGCAGCAGGCCUGCGGGUUCUAGCUGUCAACAUUCUUGGCCGCUUCCUGCUCAACAGUGACAGGAACAUUAGGUACGUAGCCCUGACGUCCUUGCUGAGGCUGGUGCAGUCUGAUCACAGUGCUGUGCAGCGGCACCGCCCCACCGUGGUGGAAUGUCUACGGGAACCUGAUGUGUCCCUCAGCCGGCGGGCCUUGGAACUGAGCCUGGCUCUGGUGAAUAGCUCCAACGUGCAAGCCAUGACACAGGAGCUGCAGGGUUUUCUGGAGUCCUGCCCCCCUGAUCUACAGGCCGACUGUGCCUCAGGCAUCCUGCUGGCAGCAGAGAGGUUUGCCCCAACCAAGCGGUGGCACAUAGACACCACCCUACGUGUGCUGAUGACGGCAGGCACCCAUGUGCGCGAUGACGCAGUGGCCAACCUGACCCAGCUGAUUGGGGGCGCCCAGGAGCUCCAUGCCUACUCUGUGCGCCGUCUCUACAGCGCCCUGGCUGAGGACAUCUCCCAGCAACCGCUGGUGCAGGUGGCAACCUGGUGCAUCGGGGAAUAUGGGGACCUCCUGCUGGAAGGGAGCUGUGAGGAAACUGAGCCCCUGCAGGUGGAGGAAGAAGAGGUGUUGGCACUGCUGGAAAGGGUGCUGCAGUCCCAUAUGUCCCUGCCGGCCACCCGAGGAUAUGCCCUCACAGCCCUCGUGAAGCUCAGCACCCGGCUCCGUGGGGACAACAACCGCAUCCGCCAGGUUGUGUCCAUCUACAGCAGCUGCCUGGACGUGGAGUUGCAGCAGCGGGCGGUGGAGUAUAACACCCUCUUCCGGAAGUAUGACCACAUGAGGGCUGCCAUCCUGGAAAAGAUACCUCUUGUGGAGCGAGGUAGCUCUCAGGUUGAUGAGGAAGCAAAGGAAAGCAAAGAAACAGCCCAGCUUUCGGAAGCAGCCCCUGUCCCCACAGAACCCGAGGCCUCAAAGCUCUUGGAUCUGUUAGAUCUCCUGGAUGGCCCUUCUGGGGACGCCCAGCACCCUCCCCCUCUGGAUCCCACCCCAGGAGGCGCUUUGAUACACCUCCUCAACCUUCCCUGUGCUCCCCCACCCCCUGCUCCCAUCCCACAUCUCAGAGUGUUUGAGCGCGAAGGACUACAGCUGGAUCUUUCUUUCGUUCGACCCCCUGGAACCCCUACUUUGCUGUUGAUCACUGUCACUGCCACCAACACCUCAGGGGGUGAUGUCACCCACUUCAUCUGCCAGGCCGCUGUGCCCAAGAGUUUCCAGCUGCAGCUACAGGCUCCCAGUGGGGACACAGUUCCAGCUCAGGGUGGCCUUCCGAUGACCCAGCUCCUCAGAAUCCUCAAUCCUAAGAAGGCCCCCUUGCGGCUGAAGCUGCGCCUCACCUACAACCACUUUGGCCAGUCGGUGCAGGAAAUCUUUGAGGUGAACAACUUGCCUGUGGAGACGUGGCAGUAACUCGGCCUUCACUCACAGCCUGAAACCCUCCUGCGUCCCCAAGCCCAGGGGAGCCGCUAUCUGAGGACAGCCAGCAGGUGGCAGUCUGGUCCUGUACUUGCCACUGGGGUUGGGGGGCUGCCCCCAACCCUACAAAUAGUGAAAGCCCAAUAAAGCCUGAGGGGGGAAGCCAUA
This is a messenger RNA of Aethalodelphis obliquidens (Pacific white-sided dolphin), 2605 nucleotides long. It is a transcript of the gene AP1G2, whose product is annotated as adaptor related protein complex 1 subunit gamma 2. The transcript has 22 exons. The record is from RefSeq and is a predicted model, not a curated record. Gene Ontology annotation, biological process: intracellular protein transport; vesicle-mediated transport. Gene Ontology annotation, cellular component: AP-1 adaptor complex; Golgi apparatus; membrane coat. NCBI's taxonomy places the organism in Eukaryota, Metazoa, Chordata, Mammalia, Artiodactyla, Delphinidae. The coding region runs from base 68 to 2431 and encodes 787 amino acids.